This is a messenger RNA of Cinclus cinclus, 3765 nucleotides long. RefSeq names its product ankyrin repeat domain containing 50 (gene ANKRD50). Bases 16 to 3765 code for a protein of 1249 amino acids. Gene Ontology annotation, molecular function: protein binding. The transcript is spliced from 2 exons. Lineage: Eukaryota; Metazoa; Chordata; Aves; Passeriformes; Cinclidae. The record is from RefSeq and is a predicted model, not a curated record.
CUCCCUCUCUUGGGAAUGAAGCCCCCUCAGCAGAGCCUCUUCAUGCUGGUGGAUUCGGUGGACGAGGGCUGUAAUGUUUCUGAGGGUGAACAGACUUCCACGAGUUUAUCUGGGACAAUAGCAGAGAUUUUAGCCAGCCACUUCGAGUUCUUCCCUCCCUGGCUGCUCCUCCUGUGUUCUGCCCGCAAGCAGAGUAAAGCUGUUACAAAAAUGUUUACAGGUUUUCGAAAAAUAAGUCUGGACGACCUCCGAAAGGCUUACAUUGUGAAAGAUGUGCAGCAAUAUAUUCUGCAUCGCUUGGACCAGGAAGAAGCCCUGAGACAACAUCUCACAAAAGAAACGGCAGAAAUGCUGAAUCAGCUUCACAUCAAAAGCAGCGGUUGCUUUUUGUAUCUGGAACGUGUCCUAGAUGGAGUCGUGGAGAACUUUAUCAUGUUACGGGAGAUCCGUGAUAUUCCAGGAACAUUAAAUGGCCUCUACCUUUGGCUCUGUCAGAGACUUUUUGUGAGAAAACAGUUUGCAAAGAUCCAGCCUAUCCUUAAUGUAAUUCUCGCAGCCUGCAGGCCCUUGACCACCACGGAAUUGUAUCACGCGGUGUGGACCAAAAACAUGACACUGACCAUGGAAGAUUUUCAGCGCAAAUUGGAUGUCCUGUCCAAAGUCCUUAUCGAUGGCCUUGGAAAUACAAAAAUCUUGUUUCAUUACAGUUUUGCGGAGUGGCUGCUGGACGUAAAGCACUGUACGCAGAAAUACUUGUGUAACGCUGCGGAGGGACACAGAAUGCUGGCCAUGAGUUACACCUGCCGGGCAAAGGAUUUAACGCCGUUAGAAGCUCAAGAGUUUGCAUUGCAUCUCAUUAAUUCUAAUUUACAGUUGGAGACGUCAGAGCUGGCUUUGUGGAUGAUAUGGAAUGGCACACCUGUCAAAGACUCCCUAUCGACCUUAAUUCCUAAAGAGCAAGAGGUGUUACAGCUGCUGGUAAAGGCCGGUGCUCACGUCAACAGCGAAGAUGACCGCACAUCUUGCAUCGUCCGGCAGGCCCUGGAGAGAGAGGAUUCCAUCCGAACCUUGUUGGACAACGGGGCUUCCGUUAACCAGUGCGAUUCCAACGGGAGGACACUCCUGGCCAACGCGGCGUACAGCGGCAACCUCGACGUGGUCAACCUGCUGGUGUCGAGGGGAGCGGAUCUGGAGAUCGAAGACACCCACGGGCAAACGGCGCUGACCUUGGCUUCCCGGCAGGGCCACACAAAGGUGGUCAACUGCCUCAUCGGCUGCGGGGCCAACGUCAACCACACGGACCACGACGGCUGGACGGCGCUGCGGUCGGCGGCGUGGGGAGGGCACACGGAGGUGGUGUCGGCGCUCCUGUACGCCGGGGUCAAGGUGGACUGCGCGGACGCCGACAGCCGGACGGCGCUGAGAGCGGCAGCUUGGGGAGGCCACGAAGAUAUCGUGCUGAAUCUGCUCCAGCACGGCGCUGAAGUUAACAAAGCCGACAAUGAGGGCAGAACCGCUCUGAUCGCCGCCGCCUACAUGGGGCACAAGGAGAUCGUAGAGCACCUACUGGACCAUGGUGCGGAGGUGAACCAUGAGGACGUGGACGGGAGGACGGCGCUGUCUGUGGCUGCGCUCUGUGUGCCGGCCAGCAAGGGUCACGCCUCGGUGGUCAGCCUCCUCAUCGACCGCGGUGCUGAAGUCGACCACUGUGACAAGGACGGCAUGACUCCGCUGCUGGUAGCCGCCUAUGAGGGACACGUGGAUGUGGUCGAUCUGCUUCUGGAAGGAGGAGCUGAUGUUGACCACACGGACAACAACGGCCGGACACCGCUUCUGGCAGCAGCCUCCAUGGGCCACGCCUCAGUUGUGAAUACUCUCUUGUUUUGGGGUGCAGCUGUUGACAGCAUUGACAGUGAAGGUAGAACAGUCCUGAGCAUAGCAUCUGCACAGGGCAAUGUCGAAGUAGUACGGACUCUGCUGGACAGGGGGCUAGAUGAAAACCACAGAGACGAUGCAGGCUGGACACCUUUGCACAUGGCAGCUUUUGAAGGUCACAGGUUGAUCUGUGAAGCUCUUAUAGAACAAGGUGCUAGAACAAAUGAAAUCGAUAACGAUGGACGGAUACCUUUCAUACUAGCUGCGCAGGAAGGUCACUAUGAUUGUGUGCAGAUGUUACUGGAAAAUAAAUCCAACAUUGAUCAGAGGGGCUACGACGGGAGAAAUGCUCUUCGGGUUGCUGCCUUAGAAGGUCACAGAGACAUAGUUGAGCUGCUGCUCAGCCAUGGGGCAGAUGUGAACUACAAAGAUGCUGAUGGUAGGCCAACGCUUUAUAUCCUAGCAUUAGAAAACCAGCUUACAAUGGCUGAGUAUUUUUUAGAAAAUGGUGCAAACGUUGAAGCGAGCGAUGCUGAAGGAAGAACAGCACUCCAUGUUUCCUGCUGGCAGGGCCAUUUGGAGAUGGUGCAGGUGCUGAUAACGUACCACGCCGAUGUGAACGCCGCAGAUAACGAGAAGAGAUCUGCUUUGCAGUCUGCUGCAUGGCAAGGCCACGUGAAGGUUGUGCAGCUUCUCAUUGAGCAUGGUGCUCUGGUUGACCACACGUGUAAUCAAGGUGCUACUGGACUCUGCAUUGCAGCCCAAGAGGGGCACAUUGACGUUGUCCAGAUAUUACUGGAGCAUGGUGCUGAUCCCAAUCACGCUGACCAAUUUGGGCGCACUGCUAUGCGGGUCGCAGCCAAAAAUGGACACUCCCAGAUAAUUAAAUUACUGGAAAAAUAUGGUGCAUCGACUCUGAAUGGUUGCACUCCGUCUCCAGUCCACACAAUGGAGCAGAAACCCUUACAAUCAGUCUCCUCUAAAAUGCAGUCCUUAACCAUGAAGUCCAACAGUUCAGGGAGUACUGGAGGAGACAUGCAGCCUGGAAUGCGGGGAUUAUCCAAUGGGCCUGCACACGCCUUCAGUUCUCCUUCGGAGUCUCCCGAUUCCACGGUUGACCGUCAGAAGUCUUCUUUAUCAAACAAUUCCCUGAAAAGCUCCAAAAAUUCUUCUCUCCGCACCACGUCCUCGACAGCCACCGCUCAGACGGUGCCCAUUGAUAGUUUCCACAGCCUGUCGUUCACAGAGCAAAUCCAGCAGCAUUCCCUGCCACGCAGCAGAAGCAGGCAGUCCAUUGUUUCCCCUUCUUCCACAACUCAUUCCCUAAGUCAAAAUCACAAUUCACCGAGUAGCGAGUUUGAAUGGAGCCAAGUAAAACCUAGUUUGAAGUCAACUAAAGCGAACAAAGGGGGCAAAACAGACAACUCCAGCAAGUCUGGGUCAGCUGGGAAAAAAAUAAAGCAGAGUAGUUCCUCCCAACCCAAAGUGUUAGAGUAUGAAAUGACUCAGUUUGAUAAACGAGUACCCAUUGCCAAAUCUGGCACAAGCAUGCCAUUGAAAUCAGUGCCACCAGAGCCACAGUGCAAAAUUUUGGUCCCUCCAGUUCAGCAAGAAGUUGGUCGAUCUCAGCAGCAGUUCCUGAUUCACCAACAGAGUGGGGAGCAGAAGAAGAGAAAUGGCAUUAUGACAAACCCGAAUUACCAUCUCCAGAGCAAUCAGGUUUUCCUCGGCAGGGUUUCUGUCCCACGAACGGUGCAGGACAGAGGGCAUCAGGAUGUGCUGGAAGGCUAUCCCCCCGCAGAGACAGAACUCAGCCUUAAGCAAGCCUUAAAACUUCAGAUUGAAGCUGGCGACCCAAGCUUCAACUACAAGAAGGAAACACCAUUGUAA